Messenger RNA from Ordospora colligata OC4, 444 nucleotides. RefSeq lists its product as uncharacterized. The record is from RefSeq and is a predicted model, not a curated record. The coding region runs from base 1 to 444 and encodes 147 amino acids. The transcript has a single exon. Lineage: Eukaryota; Fungi; Microsporidia; Ordosporidae.
AUGGAAUUUGAAAACGUACUAUUGAUGUUUAGUAAUGAAGAUAAGCAAAUUUUAUAUAAAAUUUUAGAUGAAGAAUCUGCAAAUAAAGCAAAUCAGAAUAAAUGCACAUAUUGUGAUAAAUCUUGGAAUAUAGAAGAUAAUACAUUUCAUAUGACAAAGAAUCAAGUAAAAAGAUUGAGGGCAAUUGAGAAGAAUGAUAUAAUAGAAUCGCAUGGGGAUGUGUUUACAGAAAAAGUCAUGAUACUUAAAACAAAAAUGAGUAUUUUAUGCGAAAACAAUCGUAUAAGUAAAUAUUUCAUUAAUGCAGAUGACGGGUGUUGGAAGCAUUCAAUAAAAAGCAAUGAAAAAGGUCCUACAGGACCUACGAUUAAAUUAAAAGACACUCUUAAAUUUCUGGGGGAAAUACUUAAAAGUGAAGAUUUUGAUAGAGAUGAAAUGAAAUGA